Molecule: messenger RNA, 8716 nt
Organism: Peromyscus californicus insignis
Lineage: Eukaryota; Metazoa; Chordata; Mammalia; Rodentia; Cricetidae
Product: myosin-7
Exons: 37
Coding region: 2718-8609 (1963 amino acids)
Cellular component (GO): myosin complex
Molecular function (GO): actin filament binding; ATP binding; cytoskeletal motor activity
Source: RefSeq, a predicted model, not a curated record
CAGAGCUAUGGAAACAUCAGGAAAGAGCUCUAACGUAGGACCAUUAGGCAACUGGAACUCCUCCACACCUAGUGGCCAGGACUUCCUUGGAAUCCUUCGCCCUCCCUCCCUGGCCAGGAUCAACUUCCUAUCUGCUGAGGUCCCUCACUUGGACUCUUGCUCCCCUGAAGCUGUGUGACCUUCGAGGUCCCACCUCCAUAAAGCGAAGCAGUUGGACGGUUCACUAGAGACUUGCCUGGCUCUCAAGCUCAGGGAUCUCAACACAUUGCCUGCUGGCCCAAGGAAAGCGGAGCCUGAGCCAGAGUUCCAGUGUCUAAACUCUCUGGUCAUUCUCCUUACCACUUAACUAGGACACUGCCUCCCCGCAGCUCCAAUCCAGCUACCAUACCAGGGCCGUGCCCCCAGCUCUGCCCUGCCCCUCUAUGCUGCUGUGACUCAGCCCCUUCCCACCUCAGUCAGAGGUGGGACUCAGGCCAGGAGAGCGGGGAGGAUCCUGGAAGUAGCAUCAGGCUCUGCUGGGGGCAGGGGCUCUAAGGGGCAGCAGGGCCAGGGCCAGGGCCAGGGCCCUGCCUGCCUAAGGUCAUGGUGGUCGCUGUCAGCUUACUCUCCAGUGAGCUGUGGAAUGUAAGAGAUAUUUUUGCUUCACUUUGAGCCACCCCACCCCCUGGAACUCAGACCCUGAACAUGCCAUGCCACAACAAUGACGACCACUUCCAAUUGUUUCCUGGCUGGGGGGGGGGGAAGGGGGGAGCACUGUUUGGACAAGGGAAGGGGGAGGGAGUCAGGGGGAAAUGCUUUUAGUGACAACAGCCCUUUCUAAAUCUGGCUAGGGACUGGGUGCAGGUGGGGGUGGGGGCACCCUGCUGCCCCAUAUAUACAGUCCCUGAGGCUAGGUCUGGCUCUGAGUAGUCUCCUGCUGUUUCCUUCCUUGCUGCCCUCAGGUAGGAGUAGGAGCUAGAGGCCUUCCUCUGGGAUUAGGGGCUCCAGGUUCAGGAAGAGAUUCCCCUAGAACAGCAGGCUUCUGGCAGGACUUCAUAGAGUACCUGGUUAUGAUUGAGCACACCUGUGCAGAUCUAAAUAUGCAUGCUUGUGCCACAGGAAUGUGGGGGCCCAUGUGUUCCCCCGGGGCGGGGAGGGAUAUCUGUAUCUGUCUAUGGCCCAGAAUGCAACAGUGGUGUGUGUGUGUGUGUGUGUGUGUGUGUGUGUGUGUGUGUGUGUGUGUCUGUGUGUGUCUGUGUGUGCUUGCGCACAUGUGGGUGCACACUUGAGUACAAGCAUCCGUGUCUUAAACGUAAGGAUGAGUGUACAUUUCACCAUGUAAGAUACAAUGGAAGACAUGUGUUUACCAUCAUGCCUGGUUACAAGCAUUUUAGGGGAAGAGGGGCAGAAAGGUGGAGAAUAAUUCUAAAGGAAGCCGGUUCUGUGACUAGUGGAGCCUGUCCGUGUUUGUGGAAGGGCCUGACUGUACACGGAGGAGUCAUUACUAUGACUCUGUGUGUCUUCUCUGUGGUAGGGGCUCACAGCCCUGCAUGUGUGUGUGGGGGAGGGGGUCUCUGAUCUCUGUUCUGAAGAAUAUGUAGCCACAGGAGCCAGCCUCUGUACCUAGCUAUUGUUGAGGCUCAUGAGCCCUGUGGGGGCGCGCAUGCUGGGCACCCAUUCCCUCCUCAGAUGGGAGGAAGCCUAUCCUUUACGGAAAGAGUGUGCACACACAGCAGGCACGUUCCUUGGAGGCUGUGGAGGAGGCACUGGGGUGGAUGAUGGUGGUAAGAGGGCUGUUGGAAUCCUGGGACUUGAACCCGGAGUCUUGACUCUUGUCUUGUGCUCUGAGAAAAGCAAACCAUUCAGCCUUGAUUGCCUCACAUGACCAAGGGGUGACCAUCAAGCAAAAGAAUAAAAGUGCUUCGUCUGGAAAACACUGAACCAAUGUCACUGUUCCUGUUUUGUAGGUGGCUCAAAGGAAAGACAUCUCCCCGGCCGGGUACAGGUAAGGGUAGGACUGCCCCCAAGGGUAGAAGGCGGCUCAGAGGCACCGGGAAGUUGUUCAAAUUAGUCUUUGGGAAAAAGGAAAGAGAGCUUGAAAAGGGAGGAAGAGAAUGACCGGAGAGGCGGACCAGAGCUUCUAAUCUGUCUUCGGUGUGGAGGAGGGUGGGUGUGGGAGAACACAGCCCGAGAGGAGGGAGGCGGCAGCAGCCAGGUUGGCCUACAGCCUGACCUGAUACAGCCCCUCCCCUUUCUCCAGGUCUCCCCCUACUUCCUCAUCACUAGACACCUUCGAGAAACCAAGGUAAGCAAAGCAGAUGUUCAAGGGAUCUGGGGAGGUUGAACAUGGUAGUCCAAAGCCAAACCGGAACUGUCCUUUCUUGCCCUGCUUGGAGACAAUGACCUGGUUUCCAGGAGCUCCUUACCUAUGGUCAGCGAGGGGCAGGGUCUGCUGACGGUCAGGGAUAGAGGCAGACAGAAUCCUGCCCUGCAAGAAGGUCAGGACACUCCCCAAAGAAUGCCCCAACUUGAACAAAAGUAAGCUGCCCCUUUUGCCUGGCGCAGUUGCCAGGCUGUGCUCUCAUUUAGGGGUAAGCUUGAAGAACCAGGGACUCGCGGGUGACUACUCCUCUCGAGUGCCGAGCAUGAUGCCAGAUCCGGGGGCUGCCACUGAAGGGGAGAGCCCAGGGAGGGGAAAGGCAUAUAGGUAAAAGUUGCUGCUCACCCCAGGCUCAGCCAUGGCGGAUGCGGAGAUGGCUGCGUUUGGGGCUGCAGCCCCCUUCCUGCGCAAGUCUGAGAAGGAGCGGCUGGAGGCGCAGACGAGGCCUUUUGACCUCAAGAAAGAUGUUUUUGUGCCUGACGACAAAGAAGAGUUUGUCAAGGCCAAGAUUGUGUCCCGAGAGGGUGGUAAAGUCACUGCUGAGACAGAGAAUGGCAAGACGGUGACUGUGAAGGAGGACCAGGUGAUGCAGCAGAACCCGCCCAAGUUCGACAAGAUCGAGGACAUGGCCAUGCUCACCUUCCUGCACGAGCCCGCUGUUCUGUACAACCUCAAGGAGCGCUACGCCUCCUGGAUGAUCUACACCUACUCAGGCCUCUUCUGCGUCACCGUCAACCCCUACAAGUGGCUGCCAGUGUACAACGCUGAAGUGGUGGCUGCCUACCGGGGCAAGAAGAGGAGCGAGGCCCCGCCCCACAUCUUCUCCAUCUCUGAUAACGCCUAUCAGUACAUGCUGACGGAUCGGGAGAACCAGUCCAUCCUCAUCACCGGAGAAUCCGGAGCUGGAAAGACUGUCAACACUAAGAGGGUCAUUCAGUAUUUUGCUGUUAUUGCUGCCAUUGGGGACCGCAGCAAGAAGGACCAGACCCCAGGCAAGGUAGGCCUGUUGGCACCUACGGGCCUGCGUUACGAGAAAUGGAGUGGGGAGUCUUCAGCCCUCAUCCUUCGUGGCCUCUUGCAGGGUACCCUGGAAGAUCAAAUCAUCCAAGCCAACCCCGCCCUGGAGGCCUUUGGCAACGCCAAGACAGUCCGGAACGAUAAUUCCUCUCGAUUUGGGAAAUUCAUUCGGAUCCAUUUUGGGGCAACUGGAAAGUUGGCAUCUGCAGACAUAGAGACCUACCUUCUGGAAAAAUCCAGGGUUAUUUUCCAGUUGAAAGCAGAAAGAGAUUAUCACAUUUUCUACCAAAUCCUGUCAAAUAAAAAGCCCGAGCUUCUAGACAUGCUGCUGAUCACCAACAACCCCUACGAUUACGCAUUCAUCUCCCAAGGAGAGACCACUGUGGCCUCAAUUGAUGACUCUGAAGAGCUCAUGGCCACUGAUAGUGCCUUUGAUGUGCUGGGCUUCACUCCAGAAGAGAAGAACUCCAUCUACAAGCUGACGGGCGCCAUCAUGCACUUUGGAAACAUGAAGUUCAAGCAGAAGCAGCGGGAGGAGCAGGCGGAGCCGGACGGCACCGAAGAGGCUGAUAAAUCCGCCUACCUCAUGGGGCUGAACUCAGCCGACCUGCUCAAGGGGCUGUGCCACCCUCGGGUCAAAGUGGGCAACGAGUAUGUCACCAAGGGACAGAAUGUCCAGCAGGUGUCAUACGCCAUCGGGGCACUGGCCAAGUCAGUGUACGAGAAGAUGUUCAACUGGAUGGUGACACGCAUCAACGCAACCCUGGAGACCAAGCAGCCACGCCAGUACUUCAUAGGUGUCCUGGACAUCGCCGGCUUUGAGAUCUUCGAUUUCAACAGCUUCGAGCAGCUGUGCAUCAACUUCACCAACGAGAAGCUGCAGCAGUUUUUCAACCACCACAUGUUCGUGCUGGAGCAGGAGGAGUAUAAGAAAGAAGGCAUCGAGUGGACGUUCAUCGACUUCGGCAUGGACCUGCAGGCCUGCAUCGACCUCAUUGAGAAGCCCAUGGGCAUCAUGUCCAUCCUGGAGGAGGAGUGCAUGUUCCCCAAGGCCACAGACAUGACCUUCAAGGCCAAGCUGUAUGACAACCACCUGGGCAAGUCCAACAACUUCCAGAAGCCUCGCAACGUCAAGGGGAAGCAGGAAGCCCACUUCUCGUUGGUGCACUAUGCCGGCACCGUGGACUACAACAUCCUAGGCUGGCUACAGAAGAAUAAGGACCCCCUCAAUGAGACCGUGGUGGGCUUGUACCAAAAGUCCUCCCUCAAGCUGCUCAGCAAUCUGUUUGCCAACUAUGCUGGAGCGGAUGCACCUGCAGACAAGGGCAAAGGCAAGGCAAAGAAAGGCUCAUCCUUUCAGACUGUGUCCGCUCUGCACAGGGAAAACCUGAACAAACUUAUGACAAACUUGCGCUCCACGCAUCCUCACUUUGUACGCUGCAUCAUCCCCAACGAGACAAAGUCUCCAGGGGUGAUGGACAACCCCCUGGUCAUGCACCAGCUGCGAUGCAACGGUGUGCUGGAGGGCAUCCGCAUCUGCAGGAAGGGCUUCCCCAACCGAAUUCUUUAUGGGGACUUCCGACAGAGGUACCGCAUCCUGAACCCGGCAGCCAUCCCUGAGGGCCAAUUCAUUGACAGCAGGAAAGGGGCUGAGAAGCUGCUGGGCUCCCUGGACAUUGACCACAACCAGUACAAGUUUGGUCACACCAAGGUGUUCUUCAAGGCGGGGCUGCUGGGGCUGCUGGAGGAGAUGCGUGAUGAGAGGCUGAGCCGCAUCAUCACCAGAAUCCAGGCCCAGUCCCGAGGUGUGCUUUCCAGAAUGGAGUUCAAGAAGCUGCUGGAACGCAGAGACUCCCUGCUGAUAAUCCAGUGGAACAUCCGGGCCUUCAUGGGGGUCAAGAAUUGGCCAUGGAUGAAGCUCUACUUCAAGAUCAAGCCACUGCUGAAGAGCGCAGAGACGGAGAAGGAGAUGGCCAACAUGAAGGAAGAGUUUGGGCGAGUCAAAGAUGCGCUGGAGAAGUCUGAGGCUCGGCGCAAGGAGCUGGAGGAGAAGAUGGUGUCCCUGCUGCAGGAGAAGAAUGACCUGCAGCUCCAAGUGCAGGCGGAACAAGACAACCUGGCUGAUGCAGAGGAGCGCUGCGACCAGCUGAUCAAGAACAAGAUCCAACUGGAGGCCAAGGUAAAGGAGAUGACCGAGAGGCUGGAGGACGAGGAGGAGAUGAACGCAGAGCUCACUGCCAAGAAACGCAAGCUGGAAGAUGAGUGCUCGGAGCUCAAAAGGGACAUUGAUGACCUGGAGCUGACACUGGCCAAGGUGGAGAAGGAGAAGCAUGCCACAGAGAACAAGGUGAAAAACCUGACAGAGGAGAUGGCUGGACUGGAUGAGAUCAUUGUCAAGCUGACCAAGGAGAAGAAAGCUCUACAAGAGGCCCACCAGCAGGCUCUGGAUGACCUUCAGGCCGAGGAAGACAAGGUCAACACUCUGACCAAGGCCAAGGUCAAGCUGGAGCAGCAGGUGGAUGAUCUGGAGGGAUCCCUGGAGCAGGAGAAGAAGGUGCGCAUGGACCUGGAGCGAGCAAAGCGGAAGCUGGAGGGUGACCUGAAGCUGACCCAGGAGAGCAUCAUGGACCUGGAGAAUGACAAGCAGCAGCUGGAUGAACGACUUAAAAAGAAGGACUUUGAGUUAAAUGCACUCAAUGCCAGGAUUGAGGAUGAGCAGGCCCUGGGGAGCCAGCUGCAGAAGAAGCUCAAAGAGCUUCAGGCCCGCAUCGAGGAGCUGGAGGAGGAACUGGAGGCCGAGCGCACAGCCAGGGCCAAGGUGGAGAAGCUGCGCUCAGACCUGUCCCGAGAGCUGGAGGAGAUCAGCGAGAGGCUGGAGGAGGCCGGCGGGGCCACGUCUGUGCAAAUCGAGAUGAACAAGAAGCGCGAGGCCGAGUUCCAGAAGAUGCGGCGGGACCUGGAGGAGGCCACCCUGCAGCACGAGGCCACAGCCGCGGCCCUGCGCAAGAAGCACGCCGACAGUGUGGCCGAGCUGGGGGAGCAGAUCGACAACCUGCAGCGAGUGAAGCAGAAGCUGGAGAAGGAGAAGAGCGAGUUCAAGCUGGAGCUGGAUGACGUCACCUCCAACAUGGAGCAGAUCAUCAAGGCCAAGGCUAACCUGGAGAAGAUGUGCCGGACCUUGGAAGACCAGAUGAAUGAGCAUCGGAGCAAGGCUGAGGAGACUCAGCGUUCUGUCAAUGACCUCACCAGCCAGCGGGCCAAGCUGCAGACAGAGAACGGGGAGCUGUCCCGGCAGCUGGAUGAGAAGGAGGCGCUGAUUUCCCAGCUGACCCGAGGCAAGCUCACCUACACCCAGCAGCUGGAGGACCUCAAAAGGCAGCUGGAGGAGGAGGUCAAGGCCAAGAAUGCCCUGGCCCACGCACUGCAGUCAGCCCGGCAUGAUUGUGACCUGCUGCGGGAACAGUAUGAAGAAGAGACAGAGGCCAAGGCCGAGCUACAGCGUGUCCUGUCCAAGGCCAACUCAGAGGUGGCCCAGUGGAGGACCAAGUAUGAGACGGACGCCAUCCAGAGGACCGAGGAGCUGGAGGAAGCCAAGAAGAAGCUGGCCCAGCGGCUUCAGGAUGCCGAGGAGGCCGUGGAGGCCGUCAAUGCCAAGUGCUCCUCACUGGAGAAGACCAAGCACAGGCUGCAGAAUGAGAUUGAGGACCUGAUGGUGGACGUGGAGCGCUCCAAUGCCGCCGCCGCUGCCCUGGACAAGAAGCAGAGGAACUUCGACAAGAUCCUGGCAGAGUGGAAGCAGAAGUAUGAGGAGUCCCAGUCAGAGCUGGAGUCUUCCCAGAAGGAGGCGCGCUCCCUGAGCACAGAGCUCUUCAAGCUCAAGAAUGCCUAUGAGGAGUCAUUGGAGCACCUGGAGACCUUUAAGAGAGAGAACAAGAACCUUCAGGAGGAGAUCUCAGACCUGACUGAGCAGUUGGGCUCCACUGGGAAGAGCAUCCAUGAGCUGGAGAAGAUCCGCAAGCAGCUGGAGGCCGAGAAGCUGGAGCUGCAGUCUGCGCUGGAGGAGGCUGAGGCCUCCCUGGAGCACGAGGAGGGCAAGAUCCUCCGCGCCCAGCUGGAGUUCAACCAGAUCAAGGCAGAGAUCGAAAGGAAGCUGGCAGAGAAGGACGAGGAGAUGGAGCAGGCCAAGCGCAACCACCUGCGGGUGGUGGACUCCCUGCAGACCUCCCUGGAUGCAGAGACGCGCAGCCGCAAUGAGGCCCUGCGGGUGAAGAAGAAGAUGGAGGGCGACCUCAAUGAGAUGGAGAUCCAGCUCAGUCAUGCCAACCGCAUGGCUGCUGAGGCCCAGAAACAAGUGAAGAGCCUCCAGAGUUUGCUGAAGGACACUCAAAUCCAGCUGGAUGAUGCCGUCCGUGCCAAUGACGACCUGAAGGAGAACAUCGCCAUCGUGGAGCGGCGCAACAACCUACUGCAGGCGGAGCUGGAGGAGCUGCGGGCUGUGGUGGAGCAGACAGAGCGAUCCAGGAAGCUGGCAGAGCAGGAGCUGAUUGAGACCAGUGAGCGGGUGCAGCUGCUGCACUCUCAGAACACCAGCCUCAUCAACCAGAAGAAGAAGAUGGACGCAGACCUGUCCCAGCUCCAGACUGAGGUGGAAGAGACGGUGCAGGAGUGUAGGAACGCAGAGGAGAAGGCCAAGAAGGCCAUCACAGAUGCCGCCAUGAUGGCAGAGGAGCUGAAGAAGGAGCAGGACACCAGCGCCCACCUGGAGCGCAUGAAGAAGAACAUGGAGCAGACCAUCAAGGACCUGCAGCACCGGCUGGACGAAGCAGAGCAGAUCGCCCUCAAGGGCGGCAAGAAGCAGCUGCAGAAGCUGGAGGCCCGGGUUCGGGAGCUGGAGAAUGAGCUGGAGGCUGAGCAGAAGCGCAAUGCGGAGUCUGUGAAGGGCAUGAGGAAGAGUGAGCGCCGCAUCAAGGAGCUCACCUACCAGACAGAGGAGGACAGGAAGAACCUGCUGAGGCUGCAGGACCUGGUGGACAAGCUGCAGCUGAAGGUGAAGGCCUACAAGCGCCAGGCUGAGGAGGCGGAGGAGCAGGCCAACACCAACCUGUCCAAGUUCCGCAAGGUGCAGCAUGAGCUGGAUGAGGCAGAGGAGAGAGCGGACAUCGCCGAGUCCCAGGUCAACAAGCUGCGGGCCAAGAGCCGCGACAUUGGUGCCAAGGGCCUGAAUGAGGAGUAGAUCUUGAGCUGCCCAGUCCUAAAGGUGCCUGUGAAGCCCUCCGACCUGGAGCCUUUGUAACAGCCCCUUGGGAGGAAGCCGAAUAAAGCAAUUAUUCUUGAAGCCGA